AUGAUGAUAGAGUCCAGUAUCAACAGCGCAACAAUCUUACCACCCUACGAAGAAGAAUUCGAACCAGUUGAUAAUCUUCAUUGGUACAGUAAACAGCAUUUAUUUGUUUUGGAUACACCAGCUUCAAGCAUCGAAUGCGAUUUCAAAAUCAAAGACGCCACUCAGAAUCAAGUUCCACAAACUAAUACAACGUUAGAAAACAAUUUCUUUCCAUCUUUAUUUAGCGAGAUGGUUUUGGAAGCUGGUUCAAAUCCGAUAGAAACCAUCAAACACCCUGGGGAAUUCGACCACAAUGUUGAAAACAGUUUUAUAUCCUAA
This is a messenger RNA of Lottia gigantea (owl limpet), 318 nucleotides long. RefSeq lists its product as hypothetical. The coding region runs from base 1 to 318 and encodes 105 amino acids. The record is from RefSeq and is a predicted model, not a curated record. The transcript is spliced from 2 exons. Lineage: Eukaryota; Metazoa; Mollusca; Gastropoda; Lottiidae.